Molecule: messenger RNA, 501 nt
Organism: Pocillopora damicornis (cauliflower coral)
Lineage: Eukaryota; Metazoa; Cnidaria; Anthozoa; Scleractinia; Pocilloporidae
Product: adenosine receptor A2a
Biological process (GO): G protein-coupled receptor signaling pathway
Cellular component (GO): plasma membrane
Molecular function (GO): G protein-coupled receptor activity
Source: RefSeq, a predicted model, not a curated record
GGUGUUUUCAAAAUACUGUGACGAAUGCAAAAUCGACUUCAUUUUACACGAGACUCCAUCGAGGAAACCAGAUAACAGGUUGAAAUGGCGGCCGUUCUUGGCCACUACAACUUCUGGAACAUAACAAGCGAGCAAGCUCUUGAAGAAGGAUGGCUAAGCCUACAAAACGUGAGGCCACUUUCAGCGAUCAGCGCUGCCUUAUCGAUAGCAAUGGCACCAGUAAUCAUAUUUGGAAAUAUUUUGGUCUUAGUUGCAGUUUGGAAAGAUCCUCUCAAGAAACUCCGAUCAUCACCCUCUAACCUCAUUUUGACAUCCAUGGCCAUAGCAGAUCUUUUAGUUGGCUUGGUGGUUUGUCCAAUAACUGCUUAUUGGGGCUGGGUGAUAUCUUUCCGAGGAGAAUCACCGCUAGAUCUUUCUGUGAUAUUUGCCCUCAACGUUUUCUCUGUAAACGUGAGUUUUGGUCAUAUGUUCCUUCUAACAGUAGACAGAGUCUUCGCCGUA